Molecule: messenger RNA, 651 nt
Organism: Exophiala xenobiotica
Lineage: Eukaryota; Fungi; Ascomycota; Eurotiomycetes; Chaetothyriales; Herpotrichiellaceae
Exons: 2
Coding region: 1-651 (216 amino acids)
Biological process (GO): transmembrane transport; carbohydrate transport
Cellular component (GO): membrane
Molecular function (GO): carbohydrate:proton symporter activity
Source: RefSeq, a predicted model, not a curated record
AUGCCGCGUCCCAAGCUUUGGUGCAUUGUGGGUGCGGAGAUGGAGGAGAAUGGUAGGACUAUCCUCACGACAGCCUCGGGGGCCUCACUCGUCGCUCAGAUUGAAGCUGACUCCAAGAUCCCAGUGAGCUGGCUCCAGCUCUUCCGAGAGCCGAACCUUCGAAAACGGGCGAUAUGCACCUUGUUGGUAUGGACAAUGGGUAUGAACACUGGCAUCAUUGUCAUCUCCAACCUGACGCCGACCCUCUUUGCCGGCCUGGGGUACGGCUCGGUCUUACAGCUUAGCUUGGGCCUUGUCUUCUGUGUUGUCCUGCUUAUAGGCUGCUUCUGCGGCAUGCGUCAUUCUCUUCUCUGUGGAAGCGGCGCUGCAAAAGUUCUACUUGGAUGGUCACAACAAUCGGGUACUCAAGCCGGCGUUGCCAUCUACUUCAUGUUUGGAUUUUGGUUCCUGUUCACCAUCGAACCGGCCGCGUUUGUCUACGGGCCGGAGAUCUGGCCGACGCAUCUUCGGAAUCAUGGCACCGUCAUCUCCUACUUCGGCUUUUUCAUCGGCUCGAUCUGGACGACAUCAUCAGCUCCACAGGGAUUGGCUAGCCUUGGCUGGAAUAAUAUAAAUAUUAUCGUAAAAAUAUCGUAUACUUUAUAUGUCUAA